UAAUCAGUGUACCAAAUCUUAUGAGGAUAAGUUUUGACGUUUUGAUGAUGGCUACAUCACCAAUAACUGUAUGUGCUGUUUGUGAAGGUCAAUCAAUCACUCAAGAAGCGGUAAAAUGGUGCCCAGAUUGUGACGAAGCAUACUGUUCCAAUUGCCUAAAACAUCAUGGAAUUGCCAAGGCGACGAGGGAGCAUUCGGUUAUUGCUAUUGAACACUAUCGAGAUUUACCUCCUUUUAUAUUUGAAAUGACGAUGGAGUGUGAUUUGCAUAGAGCGCGAUAUCAGCUUUAUUGUACAAAACACGAAUGUCCUUGCUGCAUUAAGUGCAUCGAUUCAGAACACAAAAAAUGCGAAGACCUGUUGCCUCUUGAAGAUGUAGUGAGUGGAUCAAAGUCAUCUGCGGCUUUGGAUGAUCUCCAACAACGACUUGGGGACCUCCAACAAUAUUUUAAAAAUAUAAUUAUUGAAAAAGAAGAAAAUUCCACAGAAAUAACUCACACAUACAAAAAACUGGAAAAUGAAAUAAGACAAUUUAGAAUAAAGCUAAAUAAGCUUUUGGAUGAAUUAGAGGCCGAUCUUUUGAAGAGUCUGUCAGAUUUAGAAAAAGAAAUGAAAAAAACUUUAGUGAUUGUGUCCGAUGAAUUAAAAGCAAACGAGGAAAAGACGCUGAACUUACUUCAUGGAAUUACAUCAAUGAAACAACAUGCAUCAGAUCUUCAGGUUUUCUUUGCCAUCAAAGAAAUCGAAAAAGAAGUUGAGAUAGAGGAACAUAGAGCCGAGGAACUUGUGAAUAAUGAGAAUUUAAAUAUACAAACGUUUUCUUUGACUUUUGACCUCAAGUUACCGAAUUUUCUGGCUGCUCUGGAAUCAUUUGGAAAAAUUUCAACCGAAUCUCUUCCAUCAAAGAUUGUAUAUCAAAAGACGAAGGAAAAGCAAGCACAGAUAAUCAAAGAGAACUCGUUUGAAAAAGAGUUGAUGCUGACAAACACAUUUCGUGUUAAACGAGAAGGUUACAACUGGUGUGGUGGAACAGCAGUUUUAACUAAUAACAAAGUAUUGAUGUUAGAAGUUCCUGUCUACUUGUAUAAUAGAAAAAUUGGGGAACUGUGGACUGAACUUGAGGAUGAUUCGUGUGAAGGAUAUUUAGUCGUUCUAGAUCAGGAUGGAUCUUUAGAUAGAAAGGUCAGAGUUUCAUCAUGGUCUUAUAGCAUUGCUGCUAUCAAUUCAAAGACUGUCGCAGUUACAUCAAGUCGUCACCCGAAAAUAAUCAUUGUUAAUUUACAAAACAAGUCAAUACAGAAAACAAUAAACACAAAAUAUCCUUGUUAUGGAAUUACAUACUUUAAUGACAGUCUCGUUUACAGCUGUGGAGAAAAUGGCAUUGAAAUGAGAAAUUUAAUCAGCGGAAAAGUCACUAAAUUAAAGAUUGGAAACAAGACACAGUAUGAGCAUAUUGCUAUACACAACGAUAAGAUUUAUAUUUCUGAAUGCUGGGGACAAAAUAGUAUAACAUGCUAUAGUAUGGCGGGAAAAUUGAUAUGGAAAUGGGAAGAUAAUGAAGUUGUGGGAGGGAUUUUUGACCUAACUGUUGACAAAGAUUCAUACGUGUAUGGUGUUGGAACAAGAUCGACAUAUGUUGUUAUUAUUUCCCCAAACGGGAAACAAAGCAAAUAUGUCAGUAUUAAGGACAAACACCGAAUGUUGAAUUUGCGACCAAUAGGAUGUUGUCAGCAAAGUAGUAAACUAUAUGUAACUGAUGAUUUUCUGAAUACUAGAAUUUAUGAAAUAAAUUGAAAUGUAA
This is a messenger RNA of Mytilus californianus (California mussel), 1800 nucleotides long. RefSeq lists its product as uncharacterized. Lineage: Eukaryota; Metazoa; Mollusca; Bivalvia; Mytilida; Mytilidae. The transcript is spliced from 2 exons. The coding region runs from base 21 to 1793 and encodes 590 amino acids. The record is from RefSeq and is a predicted model, not a curated record. Gene Ontology annotation, molecular function: zinc ion binding; protein binding.